AUGAGUAGAACUUAUUCGUACGAGAUGGUGGACGAAUCUAUCACAAAGUCAAAAGUGAAUUUAAUUUCACAAAUACCAAAAGCAGUUCCGUUUAUUUUGUGUAGCAUUUUCUUUGAACGUUUCACUUCUGGCGGAAUUGCAGCUUCACUUGCUUUGUUUUUCAAUAAAAAAUUGGGAUUCGAUCCAAACAUAUCAACAGCACUUUUUCACACAUACGAAUGUUUAGCCAUGAGUCUUACAAUCGUUGGUGCAAUUGUUGCUGAUAAUUGGUUUGGACUUUUUAGAACGGUAGCUUCAAUGUCAAUGGUUUAUGGAGUUGGCAUAACUUUACUGUCGAUUGGAAAUGUUGAGCCGUUGGGUCUUUCUUUACCAGUUAUGACGUUGAUCGGCAUGUUAAUAUUGACCGUUGGUCAUGGAUUUAUUAAAAGCAACAGUAAUACAUUUGCUGCCAAUCAAUAUAAACUUCCGGAGCAAGCACAACAGUUUAGUUUCUACUUUUCAUUACAAUAUUUCUGUAUGAAAAGCGGAUCAAUCAUUGGACGUUUUAUAACUCCCGUGGUACGAUCUGACGUGAAAUGUUUUGGAAUGAAUGACUGCUUUCCUUUAGCCUUUGGUGUUCACGCGAUUUCAAUGUUUCUGUCAUCGAUUAUUUUAAUUAUUGGAAAACGAUAUUAUGCGAAAGAAAUUCUCAAAGGAAACAUGUUUGUCAGAGUUUGCGCAUGCAUCACGAAUGCUAUCAAAGAGAAGCUGAAGCAACGUGAUGCUGAUCCCAAAGACCACUGGUUAGAUUAUGCUGAAGAUAAACAUGGUGUGAAGCUGGUUAAUGACACGAAAAUGGCUUUCAAUGUUAUGCUUAUGUUUGUGCCAGUACCAGUCUUCUGGACACUUAUCAUGCAGCAAGGAUCACGCUGGGUAUUCCAAGCUACAAGAAUGAAUGGCGAUAUUGGAUUCUACACAAUCAAACCCGAUCAAAUGAUCGUUUUUAAUUCGAUUUUCAGUCUUCUUCUUGUUCCAGUAUUUGAAAGAAUUUUUUAUCCUUUAAUGGCAAAGUUUGGAAUUAAAACUCCACUUCAAAAAAUGGCAUGUGGAUUGUUUUGUGCUGCUGCAUCAUUUGUAAUAGCAGCAUUAGUUGAAAUUCAAAUCAACAGAAAUUUUAUUCACAUUUUAUGGUUGGUUCCCCAAUACUUUGUCAUGGUGAUGGGUGAAAUUAUGCUUUUAAUUCAAAGUUUAAAUUUUGCUUAUAAUGAAGCGCCAUCAAAUAUGAAGUCAGUCAUGCUUUCUUGUGUCUAUCUUUGCAUGGCUGUUGGCAAUGCUUUCAUGAUCAUUAUAAGCGGAACAAGAAUCUUUGAAUCACAAACUGUGGAAUUUCUUUUCUUUUCUGGCAUUAUGCUUCUUGAUAUGAUCUUUUUUAUACUCCUAGCUGUUAAAUACAAAUACGUUGAACUUUUAAGAACACCAAGGUCGGUUCCAUUUAUCUUGUGCAAUAUUUUUCUUGAGAGGUUCAGUUCUGCAGGUGUCACAGCUCUUCUCGCUUUGUUCUUAAAUCGCAAAUUGAAUUUUGAUCAAAAUGCUUCGACAGCUUUAUAUCAUACAUACGACUUUUUGAAUUAUUUUCUUACAAUUUUUGGCGCAAUUGUCGCUGAAAGCUGGCUGGGACUAUUUAAAACUUUAUCUCUUAUGAAUUUUGUUUAUGCUUUUGGUUCAGCGAUUGUUUCAUUAAGUGGAAUUGAAUCAAUUGGUUUGCCUUUGAAAUCUUUCUCAAUUAUUGGACUUCUGACAAUUCUCAUAGCUGCUGGUGGUUUGAAAAGCAAUCUCAAUGCUUUUGGCGGAAACCAGUUUAAGCUGCCAGAACAAGCAACUCAACUCGGCACAUUCUUCUCAUUGCAAUAUUUCUCACUCAAAUGUGGAGCAUCGCUGGCCAGAAUAACGUUUCCAAUACUUCGUGAGGACGUCAAAUGUUUUCAAAUGACUGAUUGUUAUCCAUUAGCUUUUGCACUUCCAUGUUUUGCAAUGCUACUCGCAUUUAUUAUUUUAAUUUGUGGCAAACGUAGUUAUAUCAAAGAAAGUGAUAAUGGAAGUAUGUUUGUGAAGGUCAUUGGAUGUGUGUUUACUGGAAUUAAACAAAAACCGCAAAAAACUGAGAUAAGCACAGAUGAUGAUCAUUGGCUUGAUCGUUCCGUAGAAAAAUAUGGAACGAAACUUGUAAUGGAGACUAAAAUUGUGUUGAACGUUCUCGUUAUGUUUAUUCCACUUCCACUGUUUUGGGCGCUUCAUUCACAACAAGGAUCACGCUGGGUAUUCCAAGCAGCUAAAAUGAAUGGCGAUAUUGGAUUCUACACAAUCAAACCGGAUCAGAUGAUUUUAUUUAAUUCUCUUCUCGGUGUUCUCAUGAUUCCUGUGUUUGAAUAUUUAUUUUAUCCUUUAAUGUCACGAUUUGGAAUCAACACACCACUCAGGAAAAUUGUACUUGGUGGAAUGUUUGCUUCUUUUUCAUUUGUUGUCGCUGCAGUUGUUGAGAUACAAAUUGAAACGAAUUUCAUCAAUAUUCUCUGGAUGUUACCACAAUAUCUUGUGAUGGUUAUGGGAGAAAUUCUCGUGUACACUUCUGUUUUAAAUUUCUCAUACACUGAAGCUCCAGCAAAUAUGAAGUCAGUGAUGAUGUCGUUCAUGAUGUUAACAGUCGCUGGUGGUAGUCUAAUUGUGAUUGUCAUAAGUGGAAUUGCCUUCUUUGACUCCCAAAUAUAUGAAUAUUUAUUCUUUGCUGGUGUUCUCUUUCUUGACAUUAUCUUAUUUGCAUUUUUAGCAACAAGGUACAAAUAUGUCAAUCAGACCCCUCAAGAGAAUGGAAUCGUAUGCGAAAUGUCUCAGAAAUCAGAUGUAGUGUUGGAAAGUGGAAAAAAUGGUGAAAAUUUGCCUGGUGCGAAGUUUCCAAAAUCAACUUAUUUCAUUUUGAUCAAUAUUUUCUUUGAAAGAGUUUCAUCUGGUGGACUUUUUGCAAUUAUGGCAAUUUUCAUCAAUGAAAAACUCAAAUUCGAUUCAAGUAUAUCAACAGCUUUGUUUCAUGUGAAUGAGUUUACACUUUACUUCUUCACGAUUAUCGGUGCCAUUGUAGCUGAGAGCUGGCUAGGAUUAUACAGAAUGAUAGCAUGGAUGUCUUUCAUGUUCACUUGCGGAACUUGUGUCAUCGCUAUCGUGUCGAUUGAUUCUCUUCAACUUCCCAUAAAAUCUCUUUCGCUUACGGCUCUGCUUUUGGUGGUUCUUGCUUCAGGUGCAAAUAAAAGUAAUCAAAAUGUUUUCGGUGGAAAUCAAUUUAAACUUCCCGAAGAACAAAAGCAACUCGACGCUUACUUCUCAAUUCAAUAUUUCGUCAUGAAGUGUGGCAUGUUAGUUGGUCAGAUUUCUGUUCCAAUUCUUCGAAAUGAUGUGAAAUGUCUUGGAAUGAACGAUUGCUAUCCUUUGGCAUUUGGAACUAGUUCAGUCUUGAUGUUUAUUUCUUUUCUUGUCAUUUGCUUUGGUAAAUCAUUUUACGUUCAUGUCCCACCAAGAAAAAAUAUGUUUUUAAGAGUUUGUAGUUGCAUUCUGAAUGCAACUAAGCAUAAGUUAAGCUCGUUUAGAAUAUCAAUUCCACCCAAAGAUCAUUGGCUUGAUUAUGCCGAAGAAGAAAAAUAUGACGCAAAGCUUGUAUCGGAUACAAAAUUGGUAUUAAGUGUGUUGACAUUGUUCCUUCCACUUCCGAUUUUUUGGUCAUUGUAUUCCCAAUUGAAUUCAAAUUUCGUUUUCCAAGCAUCACAAAUGGAUGGUAAUCUUAUGUGGUAUACACUCAAACCUGAUCAAAUGAUUACAUUAACAACGAUUUUCAUCAUCAUUUUAAUUCCUGUCUUUGAUCAGUUAGUUUAUCCACUACUUGCAAAGAUUUCUAUUAAAACACCAUUGCAAAAGAUGACGUGUGGAUUUAUUUGUGUUGGACUUUCAUUCAUUGUUGCUGCGAUGAUUGAAUGGAAAUUACAACAAGGAAAGCUUCACAUGCUUUGGCUUAUACCUCAAUAUCUUCUCACUUCUAUGGCUGAAAUCUUUCUAUGGGUCGCAAACAUAAGUUUCGUUUACACACAAGCACCCGACAACAUGAAAUCAGUAAUGACAGCUUUUGUCUAUUUAACGAUAGCUGGAGGUGAUUUGAUAAUCAUCACAAUCAGUGGAAGCAACUUCAUCAAAUCGCAAUUUUAUGAAUUUUUAUUUUAUGCAAUGCUUAUGUUCAUCAACACGAUGCUUUUCAUAGUUUUAUCGAGAAGAUAUCGGUUUGUUGAAAAGAAUGAAGAAGUUCAAAAAGCGGAUGCAGAAGAAAUAAAAUCUGAUGAAAUGAGUGAAAUAAAGUCACCCGUAGCGGUUCGAUUUAUUUUUUGUUUUUUAUUGCUAGAAAGAUUUUGUUCUGGUGGAAUGACUGCACUUCUCGCACUUUAUCUCUAUUUGAAGUUGAAUCUUGACACAAGCAUUGCUACUUCAGUCUUUCACAUCCACGAAUUUCUUGCAUAUUCCUUCACAAUUCUUGCAGCAAUUGCUGCUGAUAGUUGGAUUGGACAUUUUAAAACAAUUCUUUAUCUUUCAUUUUUUUAUACUUUUGGAUCGUUAACACUUGCUCUUGGAAACAUUGAGCCAUUGAACUUAUCAAUAGCAUUAUUUACUAUCAUCGGACUUGCUCCAAUGGUAUUAGGGGCUGGAAGUAUCAGAAUCAGCUUAAAUGUUUUAGGUGCAAAUCAAUACAAACUUCCUGAACAAGCAUCUCAACUCAGCUUUUAUUUUACACUUCAAUAUGUCUUUAUCAAGACUGGAUCAAUUCUCGGAAGAUUAAUUCUACCAAUAUUGGGAAAAGAUGUCAAAUGCUUUGAAAUGGAUGAUUGUUAUCCAUUAUCUUUCGGUGCAGUUGCUGUUGCAAUGUUGACGGGAGUUAUUUGUCUUUUAUGUGGAAAUGGAAGAUAUGUCAAGCAACCUCCUGAAGGAAACAUGAUGAUCGAAGCUAGCAAGUGUAUUGGAACUGCAAUUAUUGGAAAAUUCAAAUCGAAAAUAUCAAAACUUCCAUCGAAAAAUCAUUGGCUCGAUUAUGCUGAAGAGAAGUUUGGAUCUAAAGUUGUUGCCGAAACUAAAAUUGUUGUAAACAUUCUGAUACUUUACAUUCCGCUUCCAAUCUAUUGGGCUAUCUACGUGCAACAAGCUUCACGUUGGGUUUUCCAAGCAACAAGAAUGGAUGGAAAUAUUGGAUUCUACACAAUCAACGCUGAUCAGAUGAUUGUUUUUAAUUCAUUGUUGGGAGUUUUAAUGGUUCCAGUUUGCGAUUAUAUUUUGUAUCCCCUCUUGGCAAAAGUCAAAUUAAAGACAUAUCUUCAGAAGAUGACAGUAGGUGGAUUUAUUGCAGUUGCGGCGUUUGCAGUUUCAGCAUUUAUGGAGAUUAUAAUUGAGAAGAAUUUCAUUCACAUUCUAUGGCUUCUGCCACAAUAUUUGCUAUUGGCAUUAAGUGAGAACUUUCUUUAUAUUGCAAACGUUUCUUUCGCCUACUCGGAAGCACCACAAAAUAUGAAAUCAGUCAUGCAAGCAUUUAUAUUUUUAACAAUUGCCUUUGGAAACUUAAUAGUCGCUUUAAUAAGUGGAACAAAAAUCUUCGAAUCUCCAGCAUUAGAAUUAUUCUUUUUUUCUGGCACUCUAUUUGUUAAUCAAAUUAUUUUCGGUAUUUUGGCUUACAAGUAUAAGUAUGUCAAUGGAAAAAGUACGUAA
Molecule: messenger RNA, 5763 nt
Organism: Clunio marinus
Lineage: Eukaryota; Metazoa; Arthropoda; Insecta; Diptera; Chironomidae
Source: the annotation of a GenBank genome assembly